Molecule: messenger RNA, 4340 nt
Organism: Phascolarctos cinereus (koala)
Lineage: Eukaryota; Metazoa; Chordata; Mammalia; Diprotodontia; Phascolarctidae
Product: protocadherin beta-16-like
Biological process (GO): homophilic cell-cell adhesion
Cellular component (GO): plasma membrane
Molecular function (GO): calcium ion binding
Source: RefSeq, a predicted model, not a curated record
AAGAGCAAUUCUUUUUCUCUGCUUCUGAAUGAAACUUUAAAUAAUUUUAAGGAUUUGUUCUUUAUGUGUUUUCCAAAUUUUAGGUGUUCUUUUCCACUUUUGUAUAAUAAAAAUUGAGCAUGUCUUUCAGAACAUGUCCUUCCACGGCAUUACUUGUAAAGGAUUUUGUGUGUAAUAUUCCUUAAAAUCUACUUCUCCUGUGUAUAACCAAAUUCAUCCUCAAACAAAGUACAUUUCAACUAUCAGUGAGCAUGUAUGAGGCUACAGUUUCUUUCUAAGCCUUUUUACUCACCUUUAAAUGAGUUCAGUUACACACAGCUUAUGUAUUUUAAAAAUCUCCUGAGUUUUCUCUUGGCUAUUUCUAUUUCCAGUAAUUGCUAUGAAAUAGACUAUAUUUCCAGGCCCAAUUUUAGUUACUAUGUAAGGCCAUUAUUUUCUCUUGUUGUAUUAUGCAUUCUGAUGUAGCAGAUGCCCAGUAGGUUGAGGAUUUUUUCUCCUUUUUUGUUAGGAUUUGUUAAGUCAUUUUCUUCUCAAAUGUAAUAUUUUCAUCUGAUUCUAUGAAGAUAUACUGCAUUCACCAAGUGAGAAAAUAUAUGUGAACCACAUCUCCUUUCCUCUCAAUCUACCAUUGAAAGAACCAUAUACUGGAAGGGUGACUAUAGCUAUCUUUAUGAAACCAGAGGAGAGUGCCCUCAGCUAAUUUCAACAGCACACGUACUUUAUAAACUAUUUCCUGUCCCUCUGAAGUUCUUGAUAAUUGAUUCAAUUUUCCUUUGCAAGUGUAACUGUGGCAAGACUCUUCUACUGAGACAAGUGAUGAUGCCACAAGCAGAUAAAGAAUAUCACAAUUAUGUCUGUGGAGUAGCGGGGUAGUUUUGUAGGAGAGAAUGAAAGGGAAGAGUGUUGGAGUAUUCCAUGAAUGGUUGUUUUCCUUUUCAUUUGAUGUUGUUUUUCAUUACUUCUCUACUCUUAGAAAAUAUUUUAUGCCUAUCUAAAACACUGUGUGCUUGAAUUUGUUUACAUGUCCCGAAACACACAUGAGAGAACAUUCAUUUUGCAAGAAUCAAUAGGUUUUAACCAUUUUUACCGGACUGAGCAAUCCUUGUGUUAUUUGAUUGAGACGCUUGGCGGCGCUGUCGACCAGGAAAGAGACGAAAGGAAAAUCCCAGAGCAAAACGUUCAGUAGCAUUAGCGUCAUUCCUUGUUGAAAAGCAGCCGGGUCUGCAGCACAUUUUCAGGCUCUGCCUAAAUCCUGAACUCUGCCAUUGCAAACGUUGUCGUAGCUGGAAUCUGAGCAGUGGAGUCCUGUGCCCAUCCCGCAGUAUUUGCUGACUUGGAGCCACCACAGCAGCACCGCUGUGUUUAGUCCCCAGUUGAUGCGGAGAGACCGUGAUGGCGCCAGCACCGCGGGAAACGAUCAGGCAAGUUCUCUUUGUCUAUAUUUUUCUUUAUGGGGGGUUCCGCGUGGCGUGUGAAACCAUUCGCUAUUCUAUAGCUGAAGAAAUAGCGAUUGGCUCCUUCGUGGCUAAUUUUGCAAAGGACCUGGGGCUGAAUGUGAAAGAGCUGCGCUCUCGGCAAGCUCGGCUCGUUGAGGACGGUAAUGGGGAGCAUUUCUUAUUGGACCUGAGAACAGGGGAACUGGUCACAAAGGACAGAAUAGACCGGGAAGAAAUAUGCGCCCAGAUGGACGAGUGCAUCGUCCGUUUUGAAUUACUGCUGCAAAAUCCAUUGAGGUUCUUCCGGGCUGAGGUGGUCAUUUCUGAUAUCAACGAUCACUCACCUGAGUUCCCAGAGGAUGAAUUCAUUUUAAAGAUCCCUGAAUUGACUACCAUUGGAACUCGCUUCCCCCUGGAAAGUGCCCAGGAUUUAGAUACAGGGAAAAAUACCCUCCAGAACUACACGCUCAUUCCAAUAAGUGAGCUCUUUGUUUUGCAAACCCGGGAGGGCAGCGAUGGCAGCAAGUACCCGGAGCUGCUCCUGGCAAAGGCCCUGGACCGCGAGGAGCAUCCAGAACUCGAGUUCGUACUCACGGCAGUGGAUGGAGGAAUCCCGCCCAGCUCGGGAACCGCCAAGAUCCGUAUCGUUGUUCUGGAUGCAAAUGACAAUGCCCCAGUGUUCUCGCAGUCUCUGUACCGAGCUACUGUUGCAGAAAACAGUCCAGUAGGCUUUGUAGUGACUAUUGUAUCUGCAGCUGACUCAGACCAAGGUAGUAAUGGAGAAGUGACUUACUCAUUCAGUCAAAAUGCCGGCAAAGGUCAUCGUGCUUUCCAGAUUGACCCUCUGACAGGGGAAAUUCGCAUCUCCAAAUUUCUGGACUUUGAAAUGAUUGAGAAAUAUGAACUGAGUGUUCGGGCCACUGACGGAGGGGGGCUAUCCUCGCACUGUAAAGUCCUCGUGGAGGUGGUGGAUGUGAAUGACAACCCUCCUGAAGUGACAGUGACAUCUCUUUCCACUCUACUCCCUGAAGACUCUUUAUCUGGAACAGUGGUGGCCCUUUUCAGCAUCCGGGACCGGGACUCUGGGGACCAUGGGAGAGCAUCUUGCUCCAUUCCGGAUGACAUCCCCUUCAUCCUGAAACCGACUUUCAGCAAUUACUAUGAGCUAGUGACAGAUACAGCCUUGGAUCGGGAAAGGGUUUCCAGCUAUAACAUAACGAUCACUGCUGUAGACUGGGGGUCUCCUAGUCUUUCAGCUUGGGAGAGUGUCACGGUGCAAAUAUUAGAUAUCAAUGAUAACCUUCCUCUCUUCAACCAAUCGUCCUACACUAUGUAUGUAACUGAAAAUAACAGACCUUCCCUGAUGAUUGGAGGCGUAAAUGCUACUGAUUCAGACUCGGGGCAGAAUGCUAAAGUGACAUAUUCUAUCUGGUCUGAGAACAAACAUUCUCCCUUUUCAUCCCCAUUCAUUUCCAUCAAUUCAGAAAAUGGACAGGUCUACAUUCUGAAGACUCUUGAUUAUGAGGAAAUUAAAGACUUCAAAGUGACCGUGCAAGCAUCAGAUUCAGGGUCCCCUUCCUUAAGCACUAAUGUCACAGUAUAUGUAGUCAUUGUGGAUGAAAAUGACAAUGCUCCAGUUAUUUUAUAUCCUAUGCAGAACCACUCUUCUUCCUACAGUGAACUGAUCCCCAGGACGGCUGAAGAAGGUUACUUGGUUACUAAAGUUGUUGCUGUGGAUGAAGACUCAGGUCAGAAUUCCUGGCUUUCCUACCAAUUGCUCAAGGCCACAGACCCUGGACUGUUCAUUGUAUGGUCCCAUAAUGGAGAAGUUCGAACUUCGAGGACCAUCAGCGACAGAGAUGCUAUCAAGCAGAAACUCAUUAUCCUUGUAAGAGACAAUGGUGUCCCAAUACUCUCUACUCCUGCAACUCUAGACCUUCUUCUAGUAGAUGGCUUUUCAGAAGCCCAUAUGCAUGUCCCAGAUUCCACUGAAGAAGAGAAACAAGAUAGCACAUUAACUGUGUAUUUGAUUAUUUCACUGGCUUUAAUUUCCUUUCUUUUUCUAGUUUCUAUCAUAAUCUUCAUAAUUAUCAAGGUAUAUAAGAGGAAACAGCUGAAGGAGAGAUCCCAUUGUGCUGGCCAUUUUGAUGAUGUCAGUAAUUUCCCAAAAAAUUUAGUGGAUGUUACUGGCACAGGGAAUCUCUUUCAGACAUACAAAUAUGACAUGUGUUUAACAGAUGGCUCUGGUAAUAGUGAAUUCAAAAUCCUCAAGCCUGUUAUCCCCAGCCUCCCACCUCAGCUGGAGAACAGUGAAAUAUUCCCUGAAGGGAAUUAAAGCUUUUCCCAAGAUUGAUGCAGAGGAGAAAGGAAAAUAAUGAGACUUUGAUCUUGCUUUAUGUGUUUUCCAGAGUAAGAUAGGGAGAGGAUUGUAUGAAGAUUUCCAUAUAGUAUAAGCUUGACCCUAUGUAGUCUUUAUAUCAUUGCUAUAAUUACUAUUGAUUAUGGGUCCUCUUUUUUGAAAGCAUGUUUUACCCUUUGUAGAGCUAUUUCUUAACUGUGUAAUUUUAAAAAUUUCUUUUAGAAACUACCAUACAUAAUGGGCAACUUUUGGAAGUACAAUGUAUGAUCAUCUCUAGCUCUUGGGCAAGCAAUGAUUAUUUAUAUGCUUUAACAUUAGUGUAGUACACAGAAUGCCUAGAAUAAAUCACAGAAAGAUUUUGCAUUUAGAAAGGAAAAAAAGAAAUGAUGAAAAUAAAAGUUUUUGUAAUACCACAAUGCUUCUUUUGAACUGUCUAGACUAAUUGUCUUACAUGUUACAUCCCUGAAGAGUUGGAAGAUGUUUGAGGGAAUGGUUAUGGUUUUUAAAUACUGAUGUGUUCUAUUAAAGAUUUUAUUUCCAAUAUG